CUAUUUCCUGCAGCAUCAAGUGGCUCCUGCCUGAGACGGCACAGCGGCGGCGGUGUGGUCGGUCUGAGUUCACGUAAACGGAGAGAAGACGAGACGCGAAGGCCCCUCUGCUCACACCGACAACUGUUGCCCUCACAGCGACGACGGAUACAUAAAGAAAGGAAAACGUUUUUGUUUUGUUUUUACUACAUUCGUUUUUCAAAUCUUAGUUGUUUUUAAACAAAUUGAUUUCAUUUGAUAGCCGCGCAUUUUUUUUAAAGUUGAGAGUUCAUGAUGGCGACAGCAACGGUGUCUCUCCCCGCGGGCUGCGGCCCGAGCCCCGGGUCCGGGACGGAGCUCGUCCGCGGGCAGGCCUUCGACGUCGGGCCUCGGUACAGCAACCUCUCCUACAUCGGGGAGGGAGCCUACGGGAUGGUGUGCUCUGCCUAUGACCGGGACAACAAGGUCCGCGUGGCCAUCAAGAAGAUCAGCCCCUUCGAGCACCAGACGUACUGCCAACGCACGCUGAGGGAGAUCAAAAUCCUGCUGCGCUUCAAACAUGAGAACAUCAUCGGCAUCAAUGACAUCAUCCGCACGCCGACCAUCGACCUGAUGAAGGACGUAUACAUCGUCCAGGAUCUCAUGGAGACGGACCUGUACAAGCUGCUGAAGACCCAACACCUGAGCAACGACCACAUCUGCUACUUCCUCUACCAGAUCCUACGAGGCCUCAAGUACAUCCACUCCGCCAACGUCCUGCACCGCGACCUGAAGCCCUCCAACCUGCUGCUCAACACCACCUGUGAUCUCAAGAUCUGUGAUUUUGGUUUGGCCCGCGUGGCCGACCCGGACCACGACCACACCGGCUUCCUGACGGAGUACGUCGCCACGCGUUGGUACAGAGCGCCCGAGAUCAUGCUGAACUCCAAGGGCUACACCAAGUCCAUCGACAUCUGGUCAGUGGGCUGCAUCCUGGCUGAGAUGUUGUCCAACAGGCCAAUCUUUCCCGGGAAGCACUACUUGGAUCAGCUCAACCACAUUUUGGGGAUCCUGGGUUCUCCCUCUCAGGAGGAUCUCAACUGCAUCAUUAACAUCAAAGCCAGGAACUACCUCCUGUCUCUGCCACUGCGCUGCAAAGUGCCGUGGAACCGCCUCUUCCCCAACGCCGACCCCAAAGCGCUGGACCUGCUGGACAAGAUGUUGACCUUUAACCCUCACAAGCGGAUCGAGGUGGAGGAGGCCUUGGCGCACCCCUACCUGGAGCAGUAUUACGACCCCACAGAUGAGCCUGUCGCUGAGGCGCCGUUCAAGUUUGACAUGGAGCUGGAUGACCUCCCCAAGGAGACGCUGAAGGAGCUCAUCUUUGAAGAAACGUCACGUUUCCAGACUGCCUUCAGGUCCUAACGUCUCACGCCGAUGAUUCCGUGGACCGGCUCCUCCUCGCCGUCGCUGUGACGCUCCUUUUUGUCUCCUCCUCACGUUGUCCACAUCGCUUGGAUUCCUCGGGUCUCGCUCGUCCACUUUGCUCAGGAAUGGCGUCAGGAAUCAAUCAAUCAUUCUGUAGGCUCUCUUUUCUCUCUUUCGCAUCACCGCUCACAGUCUCGGGGUUGAUUUUUUUUUGUGUGUUUCAAGCCAAGUUAAACAACAAAGUUUGUUUAGUGCGUCUUAAAGGCGUAGAUGUCCAGUGGAGCAGCCGCGAUGAUGUCGUGGUUACUUUUCUGCACAAACAUCAAAGAAAAGGGAAAAAACGGAGCCUAAUUAUUUUCUAACCGCCUGUCGCACUGUUUCAAAGGAGACCUUUUUUAAAUCUUAAAAAAGAAAGGAAAACAAUCCCUGAGUUAAAUCAACUGAUUUAUGCAAUGAAAUCACAUAAUCAGCCACAGACCUGUGGGCCCCGAAGCCAUCGUUCUACUUUGAAGAGGAUCUAUAUUUUAUCAACACACUUGAGGCCCAAAUGCAAAUAUAUAUAUACUUAUGAAUAUAUACACAGCCCAAAGAGUCUUAAGAUAUUUUAAUGGUAGGAGGAAUGAUCCACACAAAUUUUUGUAAAAACCGAGAAAGUAAUUCCCCCCCCCCCGUCGGCUUCAGUAGAAAGUCGGGUUGCGUGUAAAUGUGGAUCCAUCUCUGCCUUAUCCCCCCCCCCCCCCCCCCUCGCGCCCCGUUGCAUGACUGUUAUCGGCCGCUCGAUGGAAGGGUUCGUCGCCUUCUCCUUCACACGGUUCCUCCCCCGUUUCCUUCCCCCUUUUUUUAUGUCCUUUCCGUCUGCAGGUUUCCUUCAGGGAAACUCGUGCUGCUCCCUGCGAUGACUCUUUCUUUUCUCUGCGUGGUUGCAAAUAGGAGAAUAACCAUAUAUCUGUAUCCAUAGCGAUCACUCAAACCACACAAAGCGCUGAGAAGUGGAAAUAAUACCCAGACUAAAAUAAAUCAGGUUUUCCAUUUCGUCCUUUUGCUUUGAGUUGCACAUUAUCAGAACAACAACAAUUUUAAAUAAGAAGCCGCAGAGGUUAAAGGGCAGAUUUACUGUUAGAGGCUGUUGGAUUACAAGGUUUUAUCUCAAACAUAAUAAAGACUUUAUUCUGUAAUAAAGACUCGAACGACUUUAUAUAAAUAUAUAUAUAUAUAUGUGUGUGUGUGUGUGUGGAUAAUUUAGGCGAGUGUCAUCGUUUGUUUACAUAUGGUUUCUUAAAUAUAUUCAGUUCCAUAGUGACACUGAGCCUCAGCCUCUGCUGGCACUUAAAGUAGGAGAUUAAGUAUACAUUUAAUUAUACAUCCCAACUGUUUGAGGAGAAUGCAGCUGCUUUUUGGGUAUUUCAGACGUGGUCUGAUUCAGAGUGAAGCUGAAGCUCAACUCGUUAUUUGAAUUCAUGUCAAAAAGGGAACGUUUGAGUCGUACAAACCUUCCUGCUCUCGUUGAUCCACCGAAGACGCUCGAAUUGAGAUCAAAAUGUCAGAAUCGAACUGAGUGGGCGACGCUCUGCUGAUGCUUUAGCAAAUGUCAGUUUAAGGGAAAACGUGCUUAAUCAUCCAAAACUGCAAAUCUUCAUAUUUCGAGAAGCUGUAACCAGGAAAUGUUGAGUUUUUAACUCUAAUUGACUUGAACAACCAAUUAAUCAGUCUUUUCCUUGUUGUUUAAUCUAAUUUAGGGAAUCUUUUACAGCGUGUCACAAACAAAAUGUACAGUUUUAAAACAAAUGAUGUCCGGUUCCAGUAACCCACUGAUUUAACCGUUUCUUUUCCUUUUUUUAAAUUUGUGUGAACUGAAGCAGAAAAAAUUCCUUCGGGAAAAACUCUGGUUUUUAAUCGGAGUUCCCUCUUUGCUCAAACCCAAAGGAAAACCUGCCUGUUGGUUACAAAUGACCAAAACGCCGUUACACAAAUGUUUCUUUUUUUUCCCCCCCGAGCAGACGUGAGCGUGGAGUAGAGACCUGUCCCACCUUUUUAUUAAAUGCACUUGCUUCCCCGUAGUUGGGAUGGGGCGUGUAAGCCGAGGUGCCUGCC
Messenger RNA from Pungitius pungitius (ninespine stickleback), 3477 nucleotides. It is a transcript of the gene mapk1, whose product is annotated as mitogen-activated protein kinase 1. Gene Ontology annotation, molecular function: MAP kinase activity; ATP binding. The record is from RefSeq and is a predicted model, not a curated record. NCBI's taxonomy places the organism in Eukaryota, Metazoa, Chordata, Actinopteri, Perciformes, Gasterosteidae. Gene Ontology annotation, biological process: intracellular signal transduction; protein phosphorylation. Gene Ontology annotation, cellular component: cytoplasm; nucleus. The coding region runs from base 271 to 1383 and encodes 370 amino acids. The transcript has 9 exons.